Messenger RNA from Rosa rugosa (rugosa rose), 717 nucleotides. RefSeq names its product probable LRR receptor-like serine/threonine-protein kinase At1g53420. The transcript is spliced from 10 exons. Bases 1 to 717 code for a protein of 238 amino acids. The record is from RefSeq and is a predicted model, not a curated record. Gene Ontology annotation, molecular function: protein binding. NCBI's taxonomy places the organism in Eukaryota, Viridiplantae, Streptophyta, Magnoliopsida, Rosales, Rosaceae.
AUGACUCGUGAAUAUUCAAAUCUGGAAAAAGAGAUGAAGAUACAGAUAAAGAGAAAAGUGAAGAGUGAUCCACAUGCCUACCAACUGUUCGAGCGUAAGCAAUAUGACAGGGCUAAUGUCAACACAAUGUUCUUCCUGGAUCUUUCAUACAAUCAACUGACUGGGGCUAUACCAGAGAGCUUAGGGAAGUUGACUUUCGCCAGUUAUAUUCGUCUGCAUGUCAACUUUCUCACCGGCUCUAUACCAGCAACUUUGGGUGCGUUGACUUAUCUCCAGUCACUGCGUUUGCGUGGCAAUGGAAUAUCUGGUACUCUCCCAGAGACACUUGGAAAUUUGACAAACCUUGAAUACCUCUUUGUCGGAUCCAACAGUAUCAAUGGGAAAUUACCAGAAAGUUUUGCCAACCUUGCGAGUCUGAGCGUAUUUGAUGUAACUGGUAACUAUUUGUCUGGCCAUUUACCUGACUUCAUAACCAACUGGACUUCAAUCGAUAAGCUUUUGCUCAACGGAAACAAUUUCCACGGAAAGAUACCUGCUGGGAUUUUUAAUUUAUCAGAUCUAAAAACGUUGGCAAUAAGUGAUGUAGGAGACUCUCAUUUCCAGUUCCCACCAUCUACAAAUGUGACGAGCUUAUAUACUUUGAUACUUAGAAACUGCUCAAUCACUGGUCAACUUCCUUCUUACAUAGGAAAUAUGUCAUCGUUAGCGAACCUGUAA